Penicillium odoratum is the source of this 1782-nucleotide messenger RNA. RefSeq names its product GMC family oxidoreductase. The record is from RefSeq and is a predicted model, not a curated record. Bases 1 to 1782 code for a protein of 593 amino acids. Gene Ontology annotation, molecular function: oxidoreductase activity, acting on CH-OH group of donors; flavin adenine dinucleotide binding. The transcript is spliced from 3 exons. Lineage: Eukaryota; Fungi; Ascomycota; Eurotiomycetes; Eurotiales; Aspergillaceae.
AUGGCAACCGUUUCCAACGGCUCCGAGUACGACUUCAUCAUCGUCGGUGGUGGCACAGCCGGCAAUGCAGUUGCUGGCCGCCUCGCCGAAAACCCCAAUGUUCGCAUCCUGGUUGUUGAAGCCGGCAUUCCAAACCCAGACCAAAUCGAAGAAAUCACUACUCCAGCCAAGGCUUUCAAUCUCCGUGGAAGCAAGUAUGACUGGGCAUACAAAACGACCAUGAUCAAACGCGAUGACUACGAGCGUAUCGAAAAGCCCAACACUCGUGGAAAGGCCCUGGGUGGAAGUUCAUGUGCCAACUACUUCACCUGGAUCCCUGGCUCCAAGCCAACGUUCGAUGACUGGGAACAGUUCGGUGGCCAUGACUGGAACUGGGAUAGUUGCGUGGAAUACCUCCGCAAAUGUGCGACUUAUCAUGACGACGAGAAACUGUAUCCUGCUGAGCUGAGCAAAAUCGGAACCAAUGGCCCUGUGAACAUCGCCCAUGCAGACCUGGUGCCGGAGCUGCAGCCGUUCCGCGAUGCCCUUACCCAGGCAUGGGUGUCUAAGGGUGAGGUUUUGACUGAGGAUAUCUACUCUGGCGAGAUGAAGGGUCUUACGCAUUGUGUGGACACCAUCUAUGGGGGACAGCGCCAGGGUAGCUUUUUGUACCUCAAGAACAAGCCAAAUGUGACUAUUCUAUAUGGGGUUCAGUCGAAGCAUCUGAUUAUUGACCCAGCAACCGGCAUCUGCUCUGGCGUCGCGGUAGUCAGUGCAGCUUCCGGUGUAGAGAUCAAUGUUUACGCCAGCCGGGAAGUCAUCCUGUCUCAAGGUGUCUUCGAGACCCCCAAGCUCCUCAUGCUGAGCGGCAUCGGUCCCGCGGCGGAGCUCGCCAAACACGGAAUCACUACCAUCGUGGACUCUCCCCACGUCGGCCAACAUCUCCUGGACCACCCAAUCGUGCCCUUCGUCCUCCAAAUCAAGGACGGACUCGGUCUGGACGACCAUAUCCUUCGCACCGGUCCCUUGAACGACAAGGCGAUGAGCACCUACAAGCAUGACAAGACAGGCCCUAUUAGCUCCGGACUCUUGGAGCUAGUAGGAUUCCCACGUAUCGACCAACGCCUAGAAAAAUACCCAGCUUACCUCGAGGCAAAGGCAGCAAACGGCGGCCUAGAUCCCUUCGGACCAGCAGGCCAGCCUCAUUUCGAGCUUGAUUUCGUCGGAAUGUUCAGCACUGCCUUCCAGUGGCACUACCCAGUCCCCGAGAAGGGAAGUUAUAUGACAGUAAUUGUUGAUCUGCUGCGACCUCUUUCCGAGGGUGAAGUUACCCUGAACAGCUCCAACCCUCUUGUGCAGCCGAAUAUCAACCUGAACUUCUUCGCCAAUGACUUGGACAUCCUGGCUAUGCGCGAGGGUGUUCGUUGGACGUACGAUGUCUUGACCAGUGGUGCGGGAUUCAAGGAUAUUGUCGUCGCAGAGUAUCCAUGGAAGAUGCCUCUUCAAUCCGAUCAAGAGAUGAACCGAGCUGUUCUGGAUCGAAGCCAGACUGGAUUCCACCCAUGUGGUACAGCACGUCUUUCGAAGAGUAUUCACCAGGGUGUGGUUGAUUCAAAGCUUCGAGUGCAUGGGGUGCGCAAUCUCCGGAUUGCAGAUGCUUCGGUCAUUCCUGUCAUCCCCGACUGCCGUAUUCAGAACUCGGUUUAUAUGAUCGGUGAAAAGGGUGCGGAUAUUAUCAAGUCCGCUCACAAGGAUCUUUACGAAGCACAGAACAUUCCUUACACUGUUUCAAGCAGACUGUAG